Rhododendron vialii is the source of this 1165-nucleotide messenger RNA. RefSeq lists its product as uncharacterized. The record is from RefSeq and is a predicted model, not a curated record. The coding region runs from base 48 to 935 and encodes 295 amino acids. Gene Ontology annotation, biological process: RNA processing. NCBI's taxonomy places the organism in Eukaryota, Viridiplantae, Streptophyta, Magnoliopsida, Ericales, Ericaceae. The transcript has 2 exons.
AAGGUGUUCGACGAAAUUCUCAACCCAAAAAUCCAGAGAGAGAAAAGAUGAGGAAGAAAGGAUCAAACAAGAAGCCACCCAAUUUCCCUUCUGGAUCGAUGCCUUCAGUGACACUGAGAGAGGAAUCUAUUGGGAAGAGGAAAACCAGUGUGAACCCCAAGUCCAUGUUCAAACUAGAUCACCUUCGAAACCUUGCUGUUUGGGCCAGCGGCGAAGCAUCUAUACCUUCUUUGGGUGCCUUUUUCGGGCACAGAUUGGCUGCUGUUCGUGAGGCGUUGGGGGCACCACCUGACCCAUCGUUGGUUACUUGCCAGAGGUGCGAAUGCAUUCUUCAGCCUGGAUACAAUUGUACUGUUCAAAUUGAAAAGAAUAGAGCAAAAGCAAAGCGUAGUAGACACAAAAGGCCAAAUAUUUCCACUCAAAACAAUGUCGUCUACACAUGCCACUUCUGCUCGCAUCGAAACCUGAAGAGAGGGACUCCUCGAGGCCAUACGAAAGAGAUAUGUCCUCCAAAGGCCAAACAACCCAUGAAAUCGAAAUCUUCACGUGCAAUCAUCCUAAAGUCUGUCAACUCAGAGAAACCUGCAAUGAGCAACCCUGAGGUUAAAAGGACGGAUGAGAUUGCCUCGCCAGCAAUGACUACAGAGGAUCUUGUGACAGAGACUCCAGCAACGCCUUCAGUCAGCACUUGUACAAGUUUGUUGGAGGCAAAGAGAAGGAAAAGGAAUAGAUCGGGGUCUAAGAAAGCAGUUGAAUCAGAGAGUAAUUCUGCUGCAUUAGAUGCAGAAAAAUCUGCCGGCACGUCAAAAAAACGGAAGAAGAAACCUUGGACGAGUCUGAAGGAAAUUGCUGAGCACAGUGAGCGUGGCAACAACCGAAGCCUCACGAAUUUAGCAAUCCCAUUUCUCAUAUGUGGUGGUCAAUGUUGUCCAUAAUGUUCAGCUACUUAGGAGACUAGAAAGGAGCAAAAUAACUGUUCUCGUUCAAUUUUAUGAGCGAAUGGGUUGAUUUAUCUGCGCCUAGGAUGAGGAUUUUCCUUUUUGUAAUCUAUAGAUUCAAUUCGGAUGAAAGCUCUAGGAAUCACCAGGUUUUAUUCGAUAUGUAGCCUGGGUUAUGUGACGGCCUGAAUUUUUACAUUGUCUCAAAUAAAAUUUGUCUCCAAUAA